CGAAUCUCUUUCCGACGACUACUUCCACCCCACGCAGGCACUCAAUUGCACUCAUCAAGAUGAACGUUUCAAGGGCAUUUGUUCGGGCUGCGAACACCUCAGCAACACGCGUGACAAUUGCGCGCAGAGCCGCCGCUCAGCCGGCAAUCCGCUCGUACGCAACUCCAGCCUCCAGCGCCGACACCAAGCCUCCUGUCGCCCUCUAUGGCCUCGAUGGCACCUAUGCCAGUGCUCUGUACACUGCUGCCGUGAAAUCGCAGUCUCUCGAUACCGUGGCCAAGGCCCUCAGCGCCCUCCAGGAGGUCUACGUCAAGGACCCAAAGCUCUCCAGCAUCAUGCAGGCACCUACCCUCACCUCCGAGGACAAGUCCGCCAUCAUCGCUGAGCUCCAGAAGCACACCGGCGGCCAGGACAAGGCCGACACCGUCAAGAACUUCCUCAACACUCUCGCCGAGAACAACCGCCUGGCUCUCCUCGAGGGUGUCUGCACCAAGUUCGGCGAGCUGAUGGGUGCCGCCAGAGGCGAGAUUGAGCUUACCGUCACCAGCGCUACUCCUCUCGACAACAAGACCCUCACCCGCCUCGAGUCUGCCGUUGCCAAGUCCCAGUACGUUGGCCAGGGCAAGAAGCUUAAGGUCACCAACAAGGUCAACUCCGAUAUCCUCGGCGGCCUCGUUGUUGAGAUCGGCGACCGCACCAUCGACCUCAGCGUUUCAUCCCGCAUCUCGAAGAUGAACAAGCUGCUCACUGAUACUUUGUAAAUGGCCUGGUCAGACGGAAGAUAGAGUUAGAAUGUUUUGGGGAACGGGAGAGGUGUAUCAAUAGACUAGCUGCGACCUAGGUUGAGAUGCAACAAUGUAUAUGAAAAUCGAGAGCUUUAAUCUACUUGUUCCAUCUAUUAUUACGUGGAAG
Messenger RNA from Pseudogymnoascus verrucosus, 912 nucleotides. RefSeq names its product ATP synthase F0 subcomplex subunit OSCP atp5 (gene ATP5). Gene Ontology annotation, biological process: proton motive force-driven mitochondrial ATP synthesis. Lineage: Eukaryota; Fungi; Ascomycota; Leotiomycetes; Thelebolales; Thelebolaceae. The transcript has 3 exons. The record is from RefSeq and is a predicted model, not a curated record. Gene Ontology annotation, molecular function: proton-transporting ATP synthase activity, rotational mechanism. Bases 60 to 761 code for a protein of 233 amino acids. Gene Ontology annotation, cellular component: membrane.